Molecule: messenger RNA, 1205 nt
Organism: Linepithema humile (Argentine ant)
Lineage: Eukaryota; Metazoa; Arthropoda; Insecta; Hymenoptera; Formicidae
Product: nucleoplasmin-like protein
Biological process (GO): chromatin remodeling
Cellular component (GO): cytoplasm; nucleoplasm; nucleolus
Molecular function (GO): RNA binding; chromatin binding; histone binding
Source: RefSeq, a predicted model, not a curated record
GUCCGGUACUCUGAAGCCGGCACGUGCGACGACCGUUCCCUCGCGCAGUAACACAGUAACCGUUGCGCGCGCUGCGUCUCUCUUAGUUUCUUCACCACCGCAUACGACACGCACACGUUCAUCAUCCUUUGAACGCUGACAAGAAUCUGUUCAUAUCAGAUUGAUCAUCAUGGCAGAGGAAUAUCUAUACGGAAUCACUCUCGAAGGACCGAACGCCAGUGAGGUAUGGGAUCCUGAGCACAAGAACGAUGACUCUGACGGCGCAGCCCAGCACAUAGGCGCCGAUCAAAAACUUAUUAUAAAAAUGGCUCUUUUGGGUCCAGAAGCUAAACCUGGAGAGCUUAAUGUAUUACAAGUUGAGGCAAUGGGAUUAAGAGGACCAGUCAAAACUCCAAUUGCAUUAUUAGAAAUGGGAAAAACUGCACAAAUCAUUUUAGAUCUUGGUUUCCCGGAUCCUCCUGUCACGUUCACAUUGAUUAAGGGCAGUGGUCCAGUUCAUAUAGUAGGACAUAAUCUGCUCGGUGCACACAUUGAGGAAUUCGAUGAAAUAGAUGAUGAUAUGGAAGAAGAGAACAUCGAUGAUGAAGACGAUGAAAAGGAUCCUGAAGAUGAAGACGAUGAAGAGGAUGAACCUAAGAAGAAGAAUGCUAAGCUAUCAACUGCAGCCAAAUACAAAAAUCAGGCUAACAAGAACAAGAAAAAAUAAGCAUGAGCCUUAACGUUAUGGAAAUAAAAUAAACACUUAAGUUAGGAUAUUAAAUGUAAGUCCAUCAUUAUCAUCCGCAUUUGUGCGAAUCUAGUAUCGUUUCAUCGGAUUAUCACAGAACAAACAUUGCCUUCCACUUUUCUAAAACACAACUGGACCAACCAAAUAUUUCUAAGAUAAUCAGAUAAUUUCAAAAUGAUUAGGAUUAUAUACUAUUGUUUUUGUCAUGAAAAAAUACAACAUAUUUACUUUAUUUCGAAUACUUUUGGCGUACACAUUCUGCAAAUAUAAGAAUAUUAUCUUAUUGCAAACUUUUUUUAGGUUGUUUUUUUUUUCCAAAGUAAAGCUUGGUAUUAUACCUCAGUUAUACAGGUAUUUUUAUAAUAUACUUCUGAAGACACAUGGUUGGAUAUUUUCCUAGAAACAUAUUUAGCGAGAUAUAAUUUAAUACUAAAAAAAGGACAAGAUUUUGUAAAUACAAUUUCAUUAUUUUCAACAA